Messenger RNA from Saccoglossus kowalevskii, 2484 nucleotides. RefSeq names its product coiled-coil domain-containing protein 57-like. The record is from RefSeq and is a predicted model, not a curated record. NCBI's taxonomy places the organism in Eukaryota, Metazoa, Hemichordata, Enteropneusta, Harrimaniidae. Gene Ontology annotation, cellular component: centriolar satellite; centriole; spindle microtubule. Gene Ontology annotation, biological process: positive regulation of mitotic cell cycle; microtubule nucleation; cilium assembly.
AGGAAUUAGAGACAGAGAAACAUCAGAUGGAGCUGGCAGUUAAACGAAUAGAGGAUGAGUUUCAAAGAAGACAUGCAGAACUUGAUAGAUAUGCCAAGGAGAAAGAAACCGCUUUGACAGCUUGCAAAGAGAGUCACAAUGAGAGGGAGCGGUCACUACAGGAUACAAUUCGGGAACUACAGUCGCAAACGGAAACAAAAGAUGUUGAGAUUAGAAGAUUAACAUGGGCUCUUGCAGAUAACACUAAAGAAAAAGAUAUACAACUUGAAAAAAUGCGCAAACAGUUAUCGGAUUUCAAGUGUAAUUCUGAUUCUAAGCUGGCUGAUGUGUCACAUAGCGUUGUUGCUAAAGAUCUUGAAAUACAAGCUCUUAGAGAAACUGAUGGUAAACUACGAAGUGAACUUGCACAACGGAAGGAAGAUGUUGCAAGAUAUAAAAAAGAAUUGUCUCAGGCCAUGGAACGGGAAGCGUCCUUGGAAAGAAGCAAAACACAGGUGGAGCUGGAUUGGCAAAGACGAUGUGAAGAUCGUGAACGUAUACAGUAUCAGAAAUCUGAGGAAUUAAUAUCUAAAAUAACAACAGCCAGAGAUGAGGCAAUAGCACUGGUGAAAGAACGUGAAAGAGAACUUCAGCAAAGAGAAGACUUGAUCCGAGUUUUGAGCCAGGAUCGAGAUGAAGCGAUAGCAACACUGCGGCAACAUGGCUUGACUGUCAACAGACACAUCAUACCUACAAGAGACACUGCUGAUGACCAGGAUGCACCCGCCUCACAGCAGAUUCAACUCUUGCAACAACAAAAUGAGAGUUUAAAACAAGUGAUCCGAACAAUGAGGGAGGAAAUGGAAUCUUUUGAAGAGAAGAGAAAAUCUGACACUGCAGAUCAGAAGAAAAUGAACAAUCAAGACUGUGGAGAUCGUGAUGGACCAAUCACAGAAGACUAUGUACGUGCAUUGGAGACAGAAGUGAGAGAACUAAAAGCAAGAAGCCGAGAGUUAAAGGACACUGAUGAGAGGAAAUCAGAUAAGACAUCAAAACCGGUAAUGGAUAAACCACUUGGAAGCAUUCCAGUUAAUGCGGAUAAUGCUUAUGUCAGAAGUCAUAUACAGUCACUCAAUGAUACGAUAGGAGCACUAAGAGCUGAUAAAGUUGAAGCAGUGACUCAAAUAAAGAAACAACAAACUCGGAUUGAACACCUAGAUGCAGUAAUGAGUAAUGUAACACAGGAGGCCAAACAAAAGCAGCUUGAGGCUGACCAGUUACAAUAUGAACUCAAUGCACAGCAGAGGAGAUCUACUACUGAGAUAAGUGCACUGCAACAACAGGUAUCUGAGCUAAAGUUACAGUUAAAAGAGACCAGGAAAGAAGCAGAUGAAUACUUCAAGAAUGGCUUAGAAAGAAACUUGGAAGCUACUUCAUUGGGACAAGAAAUUUCUUCUCUGAAGAUGGACCUUGCUAGUAGGAAACCUGCUAUUUUAACUGGAAGUCAGGAUGCUCUGGUUCAACAAUUACAAAAUGAAGUACAGUAUUUGAGAAAUGAACUUUACAACGCAGGAAAAGAAGAAUUGACAGGAGGUAGUGAAAGCACUGCUGUAUUACGUGCGAAACUAAAAGUUGCUGCUAAACAUAUAACACAGCUUGCAAAAGAAAGACAGAGGCUUAUUGAACUAGGAAAUAAACUACGAUCUGAACUUCUGAAAUACACUGCUACUUCCCAAGAUCCACCACCAAGACAACAUCCAGGUGUUGUUCCACAAGGAAACCCAUGGAAACAACCACCGCAUCAAUCUCGUUACCCAGGGCAACAGCUACAUCCAACACAACAGACAAAGCCAACAUCAGGUGCACAGUUGGUGGAUGACUUCCAGUCCAAACUAAGCAAUCUAGAAAAACUUCAGUAUGAAUUAACGAAGCAGGAGCUGAGAUUUGCCCAGAGACAGUCACCAGAGAAAGUGUUACAGCCAACUCAGGAUGUACCUCGACCUAAUGUUGAUCAAAGGCAGCAACAGACAGGUUACUCAGCAGAUUUGCAAACUACAAUGAGUACGGUGAGGUCAGCUGGAUCGCCAUUAUUGAUGAGUCUAUCGUCCUAUGGGGAUGGCUCCAUACAGGAUGUUUGGAGAAUUCUGGAUGAGGGUCCAAGUCCAAGUCCAACAUUUAGGAGAAGUCCAUCACCGUAUCAUAAUCAGCCACUCCAUCCAUCAGGUGAUUUUGAGCCAAGGCCCACUAUCCCAGACGGAAACCCAAGUCAUAAUUUGGAUGUUGCAGGUGUUCGACCAGCAAUGGAGGAAAGACAGAAGCAUGAAAAGAAACAAUUAUCAAAUCUAGCAGCUGGAAAGUACAAGAAAUCACAACCUAAACAGGCAAUAAGAAACUAUAAUACAAAAUAGAUCAACAUCUACAGUUUAUCAGAAUGAGACAAGUUUUUUUUACGUUUACAUGUAAAUCUAUUGCCCAUGGCUGUAACACUGAAUAAAAGAUACUAUG